Mytilus trossulus (common blue mussel) is the source of this 947-nucleotide messenger RNA. RefSeq lists its product as uncharacterized. The transcript is spliced from 2 exons. Gene Ontology annotation, molecular function: protein binding. The record is from RefSeq and is a predicted model, not a curated record. NCBI's taxonomy places the organism in Eukaryota, Metazoa, Mollusca, Bivalvia, Mytilida, Mytilidae. Bases 55 to 918 code for a protein of 287 amino acids.
UGUGCACAAAAGCAGUGCAGUCUGUUAUCUCUUAAGUUAAACUCUGUCGACGAAAUGGAGACUUUCUACUGUGUAGUGCUUUUACUGCCUGGCAUUAUGGCAGCAGUUGACAUGUUAACAGAAAUCUCAGAAAUUCGUAACAUACUUCAACAACAGGAAUCGCAAAUAAUAAGUCUCCGAGAGGAAAACCAGGCUAUUCGGAAAGACGUUAGUCGACUAGAUAUGAAAAAACACUCACUCAAAAUGGAGAUACGUUCCCUUCGGAAACACGUCGAUCGACUAGAUCUUGAGAAUCUGGCACUUAAGAAGGAAGUUGACAGUCUUGGACUCAUAAUUUCGCGCACAGGUGACGACGAAACAGAUCUAACUGACGAUAAAAUGGAACACACCAACGAGGUUUCUGGAGUUGGGGUUAUGAAGGACGUAAACAGAAUAAGGAAUCGUUACCCCAUAGCAAGGAGAGAGCAAUUGAAAGCAAAACGUUUAAUUGGCACAGGCCAAGUAAACACACAUCAGACACCUGCAUUCUAUGCUUAUAUGAGUAAGGAUGAACCACACCCAAGCGCCCAUCACCAACUUAUAUUCGAUGAAGUGAAAACGAACCUUGGCAACGGUUACAGCAAAUUCACUGGAACCUUCAUCGUACCGACUACAGGGGUUUAUGUCUUUUCGUACACGAUAUACACUGGCAAUAAUGGUGCAAUCAAUUUUGACAUUCUCGUUAAUGAUGCUGUAUACGAUAGCAUAUAUGGUGAAACUGACGAUGUCAGUGCUGACUACGAUUCUGAUUCCGGAACUAUUGUGGUGGCGCUUCAUCAAGGUGAUAACGUAUUCCUACGAUCUAACAAAGACUGUACCGGGAUUGUACUUGGUGGUAGAUAUGCAAAGUCUACAUUUGCAGGAUGGAAAUUGAACUAAUUUUGUUCAAUAAAUGAUAUGACAUGUUC